UGGUAUUUUUUGGGUACAUUUUAGGUAUUGCAUUGUUAAACUCGGGUUUUUGAGUCCAGUGGUCGUGAUUUGUGCAUCAAAUCACAAUCAAAGAGAGGGAGCAGUUGAUCUGCAAAUAGUUCCACGCGCUGGAACCCAUAGUUUGCAUGCAUUGCAUUUAGUCUGGCGAUCGGUUGGCGAGGCGUGGAACAACCUGUGGCAGCCAGCGGAAUUUGAAAGGAACUGGAUUCGAUAGGAAUCAAGACGUUUGGACGUUUGCACGUUUGGAUCGGACAGGAUGAGCUGCUUUAGUGCGAUGAGUGCCCCGCUGCUGGGCGAGAUGGAGCAGACCAUUGGGAUGCUGGAGCGCGGCACCAUCGUGACCAAGUUGUAUGGGAAACAGCGUCGCCCAGAUCGCCGCCACCUGAUGCUCAUCCGAGAGACCCGACAGCUGCUCUGGGCCACGGUGGCCACCCAAACGCCACGCACCGACUACGAGGGUGCCAUACAGCUGCGGGAGAUUCGCGAGAUACGGGUGGGCAAGCACUCCAAGGAGUUCCGCCUGUUUGCCGACGACUGCCAGCGCUUCGAGUCCAGCAAGUGCUUUGUCAUUCUGCACGGCAAUCACUUCAAGCUGAAGAGCUUCUCUGUGGUGGCUCUGUCGGAGAUCGAAGCCGAUAACUGGGUGCGGGGCUUGCGUUACAUGGUUAAGGACACUCUGGGAGCACCCUAUCCCUUGCAAAUUGACCGCUGGCUGCGUCGCGAGUACUACCAAAUCGAGAAUGUCAACUCGCAUUCUGCCAAGGCCACGGAACAGUCGCCCGCCCAGGUGACUAUCAAGGACUUUAAGCUCUUUUUGGCCGGAGUUAGCUGUAAGAUGACCACCGGCAAGUUCAUGGAGCACUUUACCGAGGAUGUGCGGCGCAAGCACGAUCUCAAGUUUGACGACUUCUCGCGGUUCUAUCAGAAGUUGCUGCUGCCUAACGGAUUUGCCAGCGUCUUGUCGGGAUCGGGAGUGGCCAACUUUCCCUAUUCGGAGGACCAACAGGUGGUGCGACCGUCUGAGCUGAAGCAGUUCCUGGAGACGGAACAACGCGAUGUGAGCGCCAGUGAGAUCAGUAACGCAGCCAUUGCCUCCUUCAUUCGGGACUUUGUUCAGGAUGUGGAACGGGACGUCCAGGAACCGUAUCUCACCAUUUCGGAGUUUGUGGACUUUCUGUUCUCGAAGCAGAACGACCUGUGGAACAGCAAAUACGACCAAGUGUUCAUGGACAUGAACCUGCCGUUGUCCUCCUACUGGAUCGCAUCGUCGCACAAUACCUACCUGACGGGGGAUCAGUUCUCUAGCGAAUCCUCCUGCGAGGCAUACGCCCGCGCCCUUCGCAUGGGAUGCCGCUGCAUCGAGCUAGACUGCUGGAAUGGGCCCGACAACCUGCCCUACAUAUUUCACGGCCACACCAUCACCUCCAAGAUCAAGUUCAUGGACGUCAUCAAGACGAUCAAGGACCACGCCUUCACCAGCUCCGAGUACCCGGUGAUACUGUCCAUAGAGCAGAACUGCUCCCUGGAGCAACAGCGGAAUAUGGCGCAGGCCUUGAUCGAGGUUUUCGGCGAUAUGCUGCUCACGCAACCUUGUGAUCGGAACGAGCAGCACUUGCCAUCGCCAUACCAGCUGCGUCGCAAGAUAAUCCUGAAGCACAAGAAGUUGCCGCAGUUUGACGACAUCACCAAUGGGAUUUCUGGCACGGGUUCACUGGGCCAUCGAUCUUCGCUGGGUGGAGCGGGCGGUGGGGAGAACGAUGGCGAGAAUGUGCGCAAGGUGUUCAAGGAGGGAUUGCUGUACUUCAAGGAUCCGGUCGAUAAGUCCUGGAAUCUGUACCAGUUCGUUCUGACCCAUCAGGAGCUGAUCUACUCCUCUGAAAUCAACGAGUCGCGCAAUGGAAACUCCGAGGAUGACGACUUUGGCCUUUCUUCGUCGUGUUCCUUAAACAGCAACAUGCAGCAAAAGCAGAAGGAUACCUCGGCCAACGAUGAGCUGCACUUCGGCGAAAAUUGGUUCCAUGGAAAACUGGAAGGUGGCAGGAAGGAGGCGGAUGACUUGCUGAAGAAGUAUAAACAUUUUGGCGAUGGAACAUUUUUAGUUCGAGAAUCGGCAACGUUUGUGGGUGACUAUAGUCUCUCGUUUUGGCGACGAAAUCGCCCGAAUCACUGCCGCAUUAAGUUAAAGCAUGAAAAUGGAUCAAUCAAGUACUAUCUAGUGGAGAAUUUUGUGUUCGAUUCACUGUACUCACUGAUCGUUUACUACCGCAAGAAUAUGCUGCGUAGCUCAGAGUUUUCGAUUAUACUGAAGGAGCCUGUUCCGCAGCCGAAAAAGCACGAGGAUCAGGAGUGGUUCCACCCAAACACCACAAAGGAGCAGGCCGAACAGGGGCUAUUUAGGCUGGAAAUCGGUUCGUUUCUGGUGCGGCCUUCGGUGCAAAGCAUUAACGCUUUCGUCAUUUCGUUUACAAUCAAUCGGAAGAUCAAGCACUGCCGCAUUAUGCAGGAGGGACGUUUGUACGGCAUCGAUACGAUGAAUUUCGAGUCUCUGGUCUCGCUGAUCAACUACUAUACCCGAAACCCACUCUAUCGCAAUGUUAAGCUCAGCCAUCCGGUCUCUCAGGAGCUGCUGCGUCAGGCGCUAGCGGAGGCCGCCCAGGGCGAUCACAGUGGCAGCCACGACGACAACGGUGCCUCCAACUACAUGGGCUCCAACCUGGAGGAGCACGUCACCUGCAAGGCCCUCUACAGCUACAAGGCGAACAAGCCAGAUGAGCUCUCAUUUCCCAAGCACGCCAUCAUAACGAAUGUCCAGAGGGACAACUCGAUGUGGUGGAUUGGGGACUACGGUGGCAUGAUAAAGAAGCACCUGCCGGCAAACUACGUUAAGGUUAUCGAUUCAACCACGGAGGACUACAACUCGUUGAACGAAGAGGGUACAGAUGGACGCACCGACUCCAUUGAGAUUUUCGGAGCUGUUGCCUCGCUCUUCGAGUCCAACGAUCCGGGCAUUAUCUUCAAGCUGCAGAUACAAACGCCAACGAUGCAGAACCCGUUUGUGAUUGGCUUCGACAACCAGGAGACGGCGUACGAGUGGAUAAAGGCAAUCCAGGAGGCAGCUCUCAUCGCCAGUCAGCUGGCUUCGGAAAGACGGAAAAAGGAGCGCACUGCCCGUGUGGCCAAGGAGAUGUCCGACCUGAUCAUCUACUUCCGCAGUGUGCCGUUCCGCGAACACUCGUGGAUAUUUCAGGAAAUGUCGAGUUUCCCAGAAACGAAGGCGGAAAAGCAGUUCUUCCAGCAGAACACACAACUGUUUCUCUCCUACCAUCGCAAUCAGAUCAGCAGAGUGUACCCGAAGGGUCAGCGCUUGGACUCGUCGAACUUUAACCCCAUGCCAUUCUGGAAUAUAGGAUCACAGAUGAUCGCACUGAACUAUCAGACAGGCGAUAAGGCCAUGCAGCUUAAUCAGGCCAAGUUCCGAAACAAUGGGCAAUGUGGCUAUAUCCUAAAGCCGUCGUUCAUGAAGUCAGAUAGCUUCAAUCCGAACAAUCCGCUGUGCGAUGGCCUAAGCGAAGUUAAAGUAAGCAUACGGCUGAUAGCCGCACGUCAUCUAUUUCGGGGCGGCAAAUCGAACAAUCCGCAGAUCGUGGUCGAGAUAGUUGGCGCUAGCUAUGAUACAGGCGUUAAGUACCGCACCAAAGUCAACGAAAAUGGUUUCAAUCCGGUGUGGAAUGAAUCGUGCGAGUUUAACGUGCGCAACCCACAAUUCGCGAUUCUUCGCUUCGAAGUGCAGGACGAGGAUAUGUUCGCCGAGACGCACUUCAUCGCCCAGGCGUGCUAUCCGCUGACCUGUAUUCGGCAGGGUUAUCGCAGCGUCAUCCUGCGAAAUAAGUUCAGCGAAGAGCUGGAACUAUCGUCCCUGCUGAUCAACAUCAAGGUUGCAAAUGCCACUUCCCCGUAAGAGGAUUGUGAAGUUAGCUGGAUCAUUAAUAUGCUUAGAGUGCAAACUAUGAUUCCAAAUCUAUAUGUACAAGUGAAUAGGUGUCGAGUGUUUAUGAAAUCAAUUGCUAGAAUUGAAGCAAAGCGAAGCUAUUUCACAAAAGCAAUUUUUCAAACACUGUACAUACCAUUUCACUAAACCAUGACCUGAUUCUCCCACUCAUGAUAAUCUUAAAACUUAAGAUCUGGUAGUUCAUACUAUACAAUGAGUAUUCAAAUAGUAAUUGAAAGCAUAAAUUCGGAACUCCUGGAACUGAAAUCAAGUUUUUGUAAUCCCUGCGUAUAAUUUAUGCUUUUCCAUAACACUAACGUACAAGUUGUAGUUAUACGUGACAUUGAUUCAGGACAACAAAAUAUUACGGAUAAGUUUUAACUAUCCUUCACCUCAUUUAAUAAUAAGCAAACCAAAAUGAUUUGAUUUCGAUUCAAGGAAUUAAACGAUUUCCAUUUGGCUUUACUAUCAAAAGUUUUACAUUAAGUUGAUUCCAAAAUAAGAAACAAUCCCCAAACAGCUCAAAUGGAAUCAACUGGAUGGGCAUUUGAUAUUCAGUUUCAGGACUUCCUUUAGUCCUUUUACAACAACUGAUCAGCUUUUUAUAAGUAUUAUAUUACAUUCUUCUAAUGAAAGUCUUAAUUCAAUAGAAGAAAAUAGAGCACUUGUAGGCACUUAAGCAUUGUUGAUUGGCUAUCAUUUGUGACCAACCUUUCUAAAUAUUAUCCGGAAAACAAUUUUCGACCCUUUUCUUAGCACAAAUACUCAAACAGCAUUUUAAUCAUUCAUUAUUUACCUUUUCUUCUCUUCUAAUGCUUAAAAUAAUUAUACAAUUAAUGAAAAGCAACCAUUUCUGCCAAAGGAUCUGGUCUAACAAAACUUAAACCUCUUUAAUUACACAAGUCUUCCAGUUGUUUAACAAUUACGAUAUCCCACAAAUUUGUGUCUAUGUUGUUUAUUCACGAUUGUUGUAGCUAAUGUUAAACACCAUUAGAAAAACUAAAAGUUUGGGAACAAUAUUAAAACAAAAUUAAUACAAAAUGUAAUUGUACCUGUGAUUCAAUUACAUGUAUUUGGAAGUGCCUAAAAAUUCUAAAUUAUCGAAAUUUUAAACAAUAAUUAGUUUUAUAUCAAGUUCUAUGUGUGUCAGUCUAGAGAAAUUUUUAAACGUUAAAUUUUGAACUUAAAGAUAUCUAUUUUUACAAAAUCCAAGUUUUAAAACAUAUCGUGAAAUGCAACUUACCUUUUUCUCUCUACAAAACUGCGAAAUCUAAAUAUUAAAAAACUAAGUUCAGUAGGCGUAUUUAUUAUUGAAUGCAUAAUGUAAUUUAUAUAUUAAAUAUCCAUAAAAUGCACUAGUCGAUUUAAGCAGUGGAAAAUGAGUUCUCUAUGCGUAUCAAUAGAUUUUGAAUCUGAAACUGUUUGCAUUCCAUUUGAAUGCCCACUGAAAUGAUCGAUACGUAUCUACACAAGUCAUUUGUCAUGCAUUUGCAUUUAAUUAACAUUCUGCGGUUUUCAUUCGCACAAUAGAUCGCUUUUUGAGCAUUAGCAAAUCAUGCUUAGUAUAUGUACCCAAAAUGUAUUUAAUUUGUACGUUCCGUUUUUAAGUGAUUUGUAUGUACGUCUAAUAGAUAUUUGCAACUCUUUUGUAAUUGCCCUAUAUUCAGUAAACACACAAUACGUAUACAUUCAUAAUUAUUUAAUGCCAAAUAAAUGUUUACCGGCGUUAGCUGUCUAUAUACAAACUUGUUUUUAUGUUCUAUUUUUGAGGAUUAAAUUAAGUUUUCAUAUUGCCUAAAAACGCGCGUA
Molecule: messenger RNA, 5818 nt
Organism: Drosophila teissieri
Lineage: Eukaryota; Metazoa; Arthropoda; Insecta; Diptera; Drosophilidae
Gene: sl
Product: 1-phosphatidylinositol 4,5-bisphosphate phosphodiesterase gamma-1
Exons: 4
Coding region: 278-3979 (1233 amino acids)
Biological process (GO): phosphatidylinositol-mediated signaling; positive regulation of epithelial cell migration; phospholipid catabolic process
Molecular function (GO): protein binding; phosphatidylinositol-4,5-bisphosphate phospholipase C activity
Source: RefSeq, a predicted model, not a curated record